Trichoderma asperellum CBS 433.97 is the source of this 1588-nucleotide messenger RNA. RefSeq lists its product as uncharacterized. Gene Ontology annotation, molecular function: oxidoreductase activity. NCBI's taxonomy places the organism in Eukaryota, Fungi, Ascomycota, Sordariomycetes, Hypocreales, Hypocreaceae. The record is from RefSeq and is a predicted model, not a curated record.
UCGGGUUCCACCGCAGACUCAAUAUACACACAAUUACAUCUGAAUGCCAUCCAAUGAGCCUCAGCGUCUAUGGUAUAACAUAACUAAGAGCAUAUAUAAAGCUCAGAAUCCGUCAAAAUCCUAGAAGGAUGGCGCUACCUAAGAGCAGACUCGCAGUUGUUUCCCAUCAGAUAUCCCGCCACCAAACAGCACAAUGGUAAAAUGGCUUCUCACGUAAAAAUCGAGCCUAUGGUCCAUCCCCAAGGAAGCAGCGUCAGUUUUGGAGCCAAUGCCUCUAGCGUAAACUUGGAGGGCUUGUCCGACGCCGACAUUGAAAUUCUCGCAGAGGCCUUUUAUAAGCACCACGUUCUGGUGUUGAAAGAUCAAGGACGUCUAUCGCCACAGGCUCAAUACGAAUUUACGCAGCGUCUCAAUUCAGCUGCCACGAUUUCCUCUCGUCACAAGGACCAAGACAAUGCCAAAAGCUUCCUCUUAAGCCCAGACCUUAACACAGUUCCGCAUCUGCCACAGGUCCAAAUCAUUGGCAACGGCUUCGUUCGUGAGCAUGAGGGAGCCAGAAACCUGAAACUGCGAUACCCGCAUCACCGCUCGUCUCAUUCCACCGUUAUAGAAGACCGAAACGCUUUGAAAUAUACCCGAUUUUACCGCUGGCAUAUCGACGGUGACUUAUACGGCGCGCCUCCGCCUGUUGCCACCACGAUCCUCGCCGUCAAACUUCCAAAGAGACGCAUGCAGACGAUUCGAUAUGAUGAUGGCACUGGGGACGAGUUGGUAGCUCCGCUGGGGACAAUCGCAUUCGCCAGUGGAGAGGCCAUGUACGACCUGCUGUCAGAGGAAGACAAGGCAUUUGCAGGAUCUACCAAGGUCGAGUAUGCUGCCCACCCAUAUUUGUGGAUGGCAUCGUCCAAGUCGCAUCCUACUGGGCUGGGCCUCGUCUCUGAAGGCCUGGAACUCGACGACGACGAGCUGCCGCCUAUCGAUCUGGCCUCUAUACAAAUCCUCCCCAUGUGCUGGCGGAAUCCCGUGACUGGCCGACUCGCACUGCAAGUCCACUCAUCUGUUGCAAGGCGGCUGCAUCUUGUAAACGGGGAAAUUAUCGACGACUUGGAGCGGGUUCGUGAUAUCUUGUAUCAAUUUCAGAGGCCUGGAAUAGCACCGCAGUCAGUUUAUACACAUGACUGGCAAGAAGGAGACUUUGUCAUUUUCCACAAUCGAGGGCUUCUCCAUUCGGUGGUUAGAACGCUGGCAGAAGAUGAGGUGAGGAUUAUGAGGCAGUGCAUAAUUUCGGGAACUGAGAUACCACUGGGUCCAGAUGGUAUUGUGUAAAGAGUGUUUAGACGGGCGAUUUGUAGCCCAUUGGAGGGUCGAGAUUAAUUCGUAAAUACAAGAUGAGUUGUAAUAGCAUCUACUGACUAAAUUGCGAUAUGUGAUAGCUGAUCUGUUAUAGUAUACUGGUAUAUGUAUAGAUAAGCUCAAUUGACAUGGAAGUAUUUGAUAAUUGAAAUCGAAGAAAUUGCACGAAUUGAUGAUUGGUGAUUUCUACUAGCAAUGUUCUUCUCCUCUGAUGCCUAAUGAAAUAGGAAGAAAU